Messenger RNA from Zalophus californianus (California sea lion), 4618 nucleotides. It is a transcript of the gene LZTR1, whose product is annotated as leucine zipper like transcription regulator 1. Gene Ontology annotation, cellular component: Golgi apparatus. The transcript is spliced from 21 exons. NCBI's taxonomy places the organism in Eukaryota, Metazoa, Chordata, Mammalia, Carnivora, Otariidae. The record is from RefSeq and is a predicted model, not a curated record. Gene Ontology annotation, molecular function: protein binding. Bases 129 to 2663 code for a protein of 844 amino acids.
AGUGCGGCGCAGGCCGGAAGUGUGGCGCGGAGGCACAGGGCUCGCCGGGAAAUGUAGUCCCCCGGGGUGGCCCGGGGCGGUGACCGCACGUCCCGCGGACCCGGUGGCCGAUCGGGCGUGGACCCGGGAUGGCUGGGCCGGGGGGCUCGGGAGGCCCGAUCGGGGCCGGCGCCCUGGCAGGCAGCGCGCGGUCCAAGGUAGCCCCGAGCGUGGACUUUGACCACAGCUGCUCGGACAGUGUUGAGUACCUGACACUCAACUUCGGGCCCUUCGAGACAGUGCAUCGUUGGCGGCGCCUCCCGCCCUGCGACGAGUUCGUGGGGGCCCGGCGCAGCAAGCACACAGUGGUGGCCUAUAAAGAUGCCAUCUAUGUAUUUGGUGGAGACAAUGGGAAGACCAUGCUCAACGACCUCCUACGGUUCGACGUGAAGGACUGCUCCUGGUGCAGGGCCUUCACCACUGGCACCCCGCCGGCCCCCCGCUACCACCACUCGGCCGUUGUCUAUGGGAGCAGCAUGUUUGUCUUCGGGGGCUACACUGGGGACAUUUAUUCCAAUUCUAACUUGAAGAAUAAAAACGACCUUUUUGAAUAUAAGUUUGCAACUGGCCAGUGGACGGAGUGGAAGAUUGAAGGACGGUUGCCAGUCGCCAGGUCCGCCCAUGGUGCCACGGUGUAUAGUGACAAGCUGUGGAUCUUCGCUGGCUAUGAUGGCAACGCCAGGUUGAACGACAUGUGGACCAUUGGCCUCCAGGACCGCGAGCUCACAUGCUGGGAGGAGGUGGCUCAGAGCGGCGAGAUCCCGCCGUCCUGCUGCAACUUCCCAGUGGCCGUGUGCCGGGACAAGAUGUUUGUGUUCUCGGGGCAGAGCGGAGCCAAGAUAACCAACAACCUCUUCCAGUUCGAAUUCAAGGACAAGACGUGGACACGCAUCCCCACGGAGCACCUGCUUCGUGGCUCCCCACCCCCCCCACAGCGUCGUUACGGGCACACCAUGGUGGCCUUUGACCGCCACCUGUACGUGUUUGGGGGCGCGGCGGACAACACACUGCCUAAUGAGCUGCACUGCUAUGAUGUGGACUUCCAGACCUGGGAGGUCGUCCAGCCCAGCUCCGACAGUGAGGUCGGCGGGGCUGAGGUGCCAGAGCGAGCAUCUGCUUCCGAGGAGGCGCCUGCCCUGGCCUCUGAGGAGCGGGGUGGCUUCAAGAAGUCCCGAGAUGUCUUUGGCCUGGACUUUGGCACCACCACAGCCAAGCAGCCUGCCCCGCCGGCCUCCGAGCUGCCAAGCGGAAGGCUCUUCCAUGCAGCCGCUGUGAUCUCGGACGCCAUGUACAUCUUCGGGGGCACCGUGGACAACAACAUCCGCAGUGGGGAGAUGUACCGGUUCCAGUUCUCCUGUUACCCCAAGUGCACGCUGCAUGAGGACUACGGGCGUCUGUGGGAGAGCCGCCAGUUUUGCGACGUGGAGUUUGUGCUGGGCGAGAAGGAGGAGUGUGUGCAGGGCCACGUGGCCAUUGUCACAGCUCGAAGCCGCUGGCUCCGCAGGAAGAUCGUGCAGGCACAGGAACGGCUGGCCCAGAAACUGGAGGAGGAGGCAGCCCCAGCUCCCAGGGAGGUCCCUGGUGGGGCCGUGGGGGGGGCCGUGGGGGGGGCCCGGCCGCCCCUGCUGCACGUGGCCAUCCGCGAGGCUGAGGCCCGGCCUUUCGAAGUGCUCAUGCAGUUCCUCUACACAGACAAGAUCAAGUACCCGCGGAAAGGCCAUGUGGAGGACGUGCUGCUCAUCAUGGACGUGUACAAGCUGGCACUGAGCUUCCAGCUGUGCCGCCUGGAGCAGCUGUGCCGACAGUACAUCGAGGCCUCCGUGGACCUGCAGAACGUGCUGGUUGUGUGUGAGAGCGCCGCCAGGCUGCAACUGGGCCAGUUAAAGGAGCACUGCUUGAACUUCGUGGUGAAGGAGUCCCACUUCAACCAGGUGAUCAUGAUGAAGGAGUUCGAGCGCCUCUCUUCCCCACUGAUAGUGGAGAUCGUGCGGCGGAAGCAGCAGCCGCCUGCCCGCGCCCCCUCAGAACAGCCCGUGGACAUCGGCACAUCUCUGAUCCAGGACAUGAAGGCGUACCUGGAGGGAGCAGGUGCGGAGUUCUGUGACAUCACUCUGCUGCUGGAUGGGCACCCGAGACCGGCCCACAAGGCCAUCCUGGCCGCCCGCUCCAGCUACUUCGAGGCCAUGUUCCGGUCCUUCAUGCCAGAGGAUGGCCAGGUGAACAUCUCCAUUGGGGAGAUGGUGCCCAGCAGGCAGGCCUUCGAGUCCAUGCUGCGCUACAUCUACUACGGUGAGGUCAACAUGCCGCCCGAGGACUCUCUCUACCUGUUUGCGGCCCCCUACUAUUAUGGCUUCUACAACAACCGGCUGCAGGCGUAUUGCAAGCAGAACCUAGAGAUGAACGUGACAGUGCAGAACGUACUUCAGAUCCUGGAGGCGGCUGACAAGACCCAGGCGCUGGACAUGAAGCGGCACUGCCUGCACAUCAUCGUGCACCAGUUCACCAAGGUUUCCAAGCUGCCCACGCUGCGCUCGCUGAGCCAGCAGCUGCUGCUUGACAUCAUAGACUCCCUGGCUUCCCACAUCUCCGACAAGCAGUGUGCGGAGCUGGGUGCUGACAUCUGAGGGCCCACGCAGUGCUGGCCCACUCGAGAAUAACUAUGCCUGCCCUGCCCACUGCAGACUACACUGGCCACGCUGAGGCCCGAGGCAGAGUGCUUGGACCUGCCAGCCAAGGGGCAGGCUGCCCAGAGCCUUCAAAGGGAAAGGGGACAUGGGGCCUUUGCCCCAUUUCACUGCUGAGGACACAGGUCCCACAGGGAAUGGAUGGUGAAACAGGCCCCCCAGGUGGAACCGUCUUCUCAGGUGGCGGUAUGGGUGGGAAGCCAGGGCCCAGCAGUGGGAAAGCCCACCAUGGAGCUGGUGUGGGGCUGCCCAUCCGGCAGGGACUGUGCAUGGCUUGUGGAUCUGGCCACUGGGUCCUAGUGCCAAGGUCCCUCUGACCCGGGGGGGGGCUACACAGUACCCCCUCACUUUCACCAAGGUUGCUGUAAGGGCCCCUGCUAUCACCCGGAGCUUGUGGGUGGGCAACAGUAACAGGCACAUGGAAUCUAACUCCAGAUGAAUUUGGGGGUGUGAAGGGCUCUGAGUCAGCUAGCCUGAGGGGCCAGCCACUCUGGCCUGGGCCAGGCUUCUAGAGGGGUUGCAGGAUCCCACCCCACUGUGUGCACAUCAAGGGCCCCCAGCUGCGCCAGGGAGAAGUCAGUGAAGGUGCCCCCUGGGUCCCCAUCUGUCUCUAAGUAUUUGUCAUAGACAUGCCAUUAAGACCAUAGUAGUGCUAAUCCACUACACACACCUCAAAGGCAUAGUCCCUGAGCUGAGGACGGAUCAGGUGGCCCAAGUGCUUGGGACCGGCCAGUCCUGUCCAGUUCUCUACCCGUGUCAGCAACUCCUGGCCCCAUCUGGGGUGACCGGUUGUGGGGGUGGAAUCCAGGCUAGCCCCUCCCCUCCGAGGGGAACCCUGGAGCCCCAAGGCUGCCUUGCCCCGGCAUCCUUCCCCAUCCCCCAACAGAAGGCCCUGGGAGUCCACCCUAACACAGAAAGCACUGUUCUGCCUUCUUUCUGGCAACAAGAAUCCCAGGGACCCUUCUACCCCGGCUACCAGGGGGCUACUUUCGGGGAAACAGUCCUUCACAUCCUUCUUCCAGUUGUGCCCCCACGCAAACAUGGCGCCUGCCUCUCCUCGGCCCUUGAGUCUCAGGUGCUGUGUACGGACGGAUGGGGAACCCCAGUGGCAGGUGGGCACCCUCAGGCAAGGGGAGUCCAUAAGGCCGCCAGUAAGCUAGGAAACGGCCCAGUGCAAGAUGAGCCUCUGUGAGCCUGGAAACCCCAGUGAAUGAUCCGCAAACCCUGCUCUACAGUGGACCCUUGUAACCGGUCGCUUGACUUUCUCUUCUAAACAUAUGAAUAAAUGAACUUACACACCAAGGAUCCUAGAAAGCCAAUUUCAGAACAUUGUGUGGCACUUUCCAGGACCAGGGAGAAUUCAGCUAUGCUCUUGGGGCUACCGUGGCCGAAGCCCAGCAGGGAGGUUACGUGUGCAGUUAAAACCACCCCACACCCUGAGCUGUUUGCCACCAUCACAGAUACAGGGAAGCCCACAUUCCAGUCAACUUGAAGAACAACAGGGACUCAGGUUGAGGCCGGGAUUGCUGCCCCCAAGGCUGCCUCCAAGCUUCCCCACCUCUUCCCAGACCUCUGGGGACUAGAAGUGUCAUUGCUGGGCCUUUACUACUUGCCAAGCAUACAGCGCCAGGUCAGAAAUUGCUGUCUUUGUCCGUUUUUCAGAUAAGCCAGGCCCAGGGAUAAGGGGGUAGCUGGUCUGCAGGCUGGGGUUGAAGUGCUGUACCGUACUGACUUCUGGGCAGACCGGGCCAAAACUGGGCCAGUGGAUGGAAGCCAUGCAGGUGUCCUUGCAAAUGGAGUCUAGCCUGGGUUUCAUGAGUGUUUUCAAAAAGACGAGACUGCGGGAGUCUGGGCUGUUUCAGGUACCAAGGAGAAGGUUCCUGGUGCUGCCCCUG